Messenger RNA from Mytilus trossulus (common blue mussel), 649 nucleotides. RefSeq lists its product as uncharacterized. The transcript has 5 exons. The coding region runs from base 68 to 592 and encodes 174 amino acids. Lineage: Eukaryota; Metazoa; Mollusca; Bivalvia; Mytilida; Mytilidae. The record is from RefSeq and is a predicted model, not a curated record.
GUCGAAACCAGUACAUUUUAAACUCACAAUUGAGAUAGGAUGUCAACAAAAGGUGGACGUAGAGAGCAUGGUUAAAGUAGUUAAUGGUUUGCUGGGAAAUAAAGCUAUGUUUAAGUUCAGGGUUGUUGGUGAACCAAAGAUAUUGGCAUUCUUUGAGGUUCAAAAUCCAGCGGAAGUAAGUACCAUGUGUUCCAGUAUAAUGAAAGAAGGUAAUUUCAAAGUUACAUGUACUUCUUUAUUGACAAUUGAGGAGUGGGCACAAAUAAUAGGAGUUGACAGUAAACUGACUGGACCUCCACCAAGAAAGCUUACUAAAGAGGUGGUGUAUAUGCUUGAUGUCAAUGCCGAAUGCAACGGUAUGACAACAGAUGAAUUUAUGAAUAUCUGGAAGGAAGAGGCAACAGCUGCCUUAUCUGUCAGAGCUGCAGGUAUAGACCUAGAACUGUUUAAAGUAUUUGGGCAGAGAAAGGUUAUUGGUUUAAUUUGCCAAGAUAGUCCAGGUGACUGGGAAAAAUUGAUGCUGAAUCUUCCAUUCGUUAAGAAAAUGUACGACCGUUGCCACUUCGAACUAACAACACUUACAAAACUAUGACAACAUAGAAAUUUUAUAUUAAACAUUUACACAUAUAUAUUUAAAACAGUUUAUACU